AUGGAGACCUUGCGCGACACUGCAUUCGGCAAGCUGGUUCGCUUAGCCACUCGGUACAAAUUAAUGCAGUAUCCAGAAGAGAAAGAUACUUCUCUUUGGACCGAGUAUUUGAAGACGGAAUUGAAAGAUGAGGCAGCACCCUCAAUGACAGAGACCGAACAUGGAGACGUCGAAGAUCUGGAGGCUUUAGGUAUCUAUACCGUCAUGUCUCAGGCCUCCACCCGGUCCCGACGGAUCUCUUCUGCUUCUACUAUUGGAGGUGCAAACCAGUCUAUCGUGAUCAGUUGGCGAGGGGACGAUGAUCCGGAGAACCCACAAAAUUGGAGCAUAAAGAAGAAGUCUUUUGUCAGCACCUUGAUCUGCUUUUUGACAUUCGCCAUCUACGUUGGCUCUGCAAUUUAUACGCCCGGUGUUCCCGGUGUUGAAGAGCAAUUCGGAGUUAGCAGUGUCGCUGCCUUACUUGGACUAACAUUAUUCGUCCUUGGCUAUGGACUUGGACCAAUGAUUUGGUCACCCUUAUCCGAAAUUCCCCAGAUAGGCCGAAGUCCAACAUACGUCCUAACACUCUUCGUGUUCGUAUUCUUCAACUUCGGCGUCAUCUACGCCAAAAACUUCGGCAUGCUUUUAGCAUUUCGAUUCCUUACCGGCUUCAUCGGUUCACCGGCUCUAGCAACCGGUGCCGCAUCCAUGGGUGAUAUGUGGAGCCCUAAGAUGCGCGACUACAUGAUUGCAGUCUGGGGCAUGUUCGCAAUUUCAGCGCCAGUCUUAGGCCCGAUGCUGGGAGGCUUUGCUGCCGCGGCCAAGGGAUGGACAUGGACGAUCUGGCAAUUAGUGUGGGCAUCGGGCCUUGCAUUUGUCCUACUGUUCUUCGGACUUCCGGAGACAUUUGCGCCGAAUAUUCUUGCCAGGCGUGCAAGGCGGGUUCGUCGUAUUACGGGGAAUUCGCAAUAUAUGUCCGAGUCGGAGAUUGAAAUUAAGGAGAUUAAACCGGUGGACCUCAUUUUCGAAUCCCUAGUCCGUCCCUUUCAACUCUGUUUUCUUGAACCCAUCGUGUUCCUCUUGAAUCUCUACAUCGCCCUCAUAUAUGGUAUUCUCUACACCUGGUUCGAAGCUUUCCCAAUCGUCUUCUCUGAGAUCCACGGCUUCAAUUCCGGCGAAAGCGGUCUAGCCUUCAUGGGUAUUCUUGUCUCAACGGUCUGCAUCACGAUCCCGGCGUACUUCUACUGGAAAUGGAAGUAUCAAUCACGCCACGUCGACGCAAAUGGAAACCUCCCACCAGAAUGGCAGAUGCCACCGGCCAUUGUGGGCGCAUUUGCACUGCCGAUUUCACUCUUCUGGUUUGGUUGGACAGGUAACUUUGCUAGUGUGCAUUGGAUUGUGCCGAUUAUUGGUUCGAUGUUCUUUGCUCUCGGGGGUUGUUUGAUCUUUAAUUCCAUCUUUUGUUACCUUGCGCAUGCUUAUCCACGAUAUGCGGCGAGUGUGCUUGCAGGGAAUGAUUUCAUGCGGUCUUCGUUUGGGGCUGGGUUUCCGCUUUUUGCUUCGGCUAUGUUUCAUAAUCUGGGAGUGGGAUGGGCUUGUACUUUGUUGGGAUGCUUGACUAUAGUCUUUAUGCCGUUUCCUUUUAUUCUGUUCUACAUGGGGAGGAGGAUUCGGAUGGCAAGCAAGUAUGCGCGGCAUGACAUUUGA
Penicillium pulvis is the source of this 1686-nucleotide messenger RNA. Its product is annotated as MFS transporter. Lineage: Eukaryota; Fungi; Ascomycota; Eurotiomycetes; Eurotiales; Aspergillaceae. The coding region runs from base 1 to 1686 and encodes 561 amino acids. The record is from RefSeq and is a predicted model, not a curated record. Gene Ontology annotation, molecular function: fluconazole transmembrane transporter activity. Gene Ontology annotation, biological process: xenobiotic detoxification by transmembrane export across the plasma membrane. The transcript has 4 exons.